Molecule: messenger RNA, 2436 nt
Organism: Linnemannia hyalina
Lineage: Eukaryota; Fungi; Mortierellomycota; Mortierellomycetes; Mortierellales; Mortierellaceae
Source: the annotation of a GenBank genome assembly
AUGAACUACGGACAGGGAUACCCUCCCCAGCAGGGCGGAUACAACAAUGGAGGAGGAAACAGCGGCUAUCCCGCAAACAACGGUGGAUACGACUCAUCCGCAUAUCCUCCUCAACAACAGCAGCAUGACGGAUACAACAACAGUGGCGGAUACGACCCCAACAGCGGCGGAUACGACCCCAACAGCGGUGCUGGAGGAGGAUAUGACCCUAACAACGCAUACAACUCCAACUACAACAGCGUCUCUGCUCCUCCCUACUCCGCCUACCCUCCUUCAGCCAACAUGCUGUCAGGUGGUGGCAACGCUAUCGGUGGUGGUGGUGGAUACCCCGGUGCCUCGCCCGCUUUCAAUCCCAUGCACCUCAACUCCAACAACUCUGUCGCUUCCUCACACGCAGGAGGAGGAAUGAACAACUACUCCAGCCACGGCACCGUUAACCUCGGCAACGGUGGCAGUGGAUAUGACAACAGCGGAUAUGUCAACACCAACAACAAUAACGGAUAUGACAACAAUGGAAGCAACGGCAACUAUGGUAACAACAACGGCAACUUUGGUAACAACAACAACAACAACAACAGUAACAGCAGCAACAGCAACAGCAACAGCGGCAACUACAGCUCACCCCCAGCCAACCAGUCAUACCAAGCCGGACAGCUCAACUACCAAGGAACCGUUUACAACCCUAACGCUGCUUCCAACAUGCAGAACAACAACAGCAACAACAGCGGCUCGCCAAUAAGCCAGGGUCAGCCCCUCAACCCUGACCAGGCCAAGGCCCCUCAGCCCGAGGGCGAAUACCCCGUCGUCAUGGCUAUCGACUUUGGAACGACGUUUUCUGGCGUGGCCUAUGCUCUCAAGGCUGAUGGCGAAGUGCACGACAUGACAAAGUGGCCUCGCCAUUUGGCACAGUACCCCAAGACACCAACACUCAGCUUGUACAAAAAGGACUCGACCAAGAUCUUGGAUUGGGGACACGCUGCCCGUCUGGCCAUGCUCAAGCCCUCUGCUAAGGACUUUUGCCUCCUCCGCAAGUUCAAGCUGCAGCUGGACGAGAGCCUCCACAACGCACCCCUCGAGAAUGGAAUUUCGGCUCUGGACGCAGUAACACACUACCUCAAGAAGCUGCACGGACACGUCAUGAUGGAGUUGAUGAAGGGAUUCAUUAAAAACUACGAGCCCAACCAGUUCCAGUACUGUCUCACCGUCCCCGCCAUGUGGUCCGAUGGUGCCAAGAACACCAUGCGUCGCGCUGCCAUCGGAGCUGGACUGAUUCAAGAGGGCGACCCACCAAACCGUCUUAUCCUUAUCUCGGAACCCGAGGCUGCUGCCAUGUACUGCGAGCGCAUGGUCGACCGCUUCUCGCUCAAGCACGGGGACCGCUUCAUGAUUUGCGACGCUGGUGGUGGAACUGUCGAUUUGAUUGUCUUUGAGGUCAACGAGCCCCCAGGUCAGGCCCGCCACCUGCGUGAGGUCACCCGCGGUCAUGGUGCCUCUUGCGGAUCCGUCUUUUUGGACGCCAACAUGGAGAGAUUGCUCGAGCGCAAGUUCAAGAGAUACCGUCGUGGCAUCAAGGCCUGCGGAUGGGCCUCGCUCAUGGAUACCUUUGUCGACAUGGUCAAGCCCAUGUUCAACGGUCAGGAGGAUGUUCUCAUGCAGAUCCCCCAGGCGACUGGACUCGAAGACUUGAACGACCACGAGAUUGGAUUGGAGGAUGGUGUUCUCUGCGUCUCGGUCGAGGAGAUGAAGGCCGAGGUCUUUGAGCCCGUCAUUUCAGAUGUGCUCGACUUGAUCCAGAAGCAGUUGCACCAGAGUCAGAGCUGCUCGGCCAUCUUCAUGGUCGGAGGUUUCGGUUCCUCGCGCUACUUGGAGGAGCGUGUCCGUCAGGAGUUUGGCCACUUGGUCGGAUUGGUCGCUGUCCCCCAGCGUCCCGAGUUGGCUGUCGUUCGUGGAGCUGUCUAUGCAGGAUUGAACACCAAGACGAUCAACAUGCGUGUUGCCCGUCGCUGGUACGGAGUCGAUGCCAACAUGCCCUUUGAGGAGGGUGUUGACCCGGAGUCGAAAAAGAUUAUCUCGCACGAUGGUCACGUCCGCUGCAAGGAGCGUUUCUCGGUCUAUGUUCGCCCCGGUCAACAGAUUGGAGUGGACGAGUGUGUGUCGAAGGAGUAUGUGACCUGGUCGUACCCCAAGGGUCUGGAUUCGCCGUUGUAUGUCUGCAACUCGCCCAACCAGCCCAAGUACAUUACCGACCCUGGUGUCCAAAAGAUUGCCGACUUCCACAUUCCUAUGCCUGAGAUCCCCGGAGCCCAGCCCCGCACCCGCGUCGUCUUCAAGCUCAACCUUUACUUUGGUCUUACUGAGGUUCGCGCUGAGGCAGUGAUUAACGGAAACACCUACACCACGAUCUGCUCGUUUGGCGGUGGAGCUGGAAACCGAUAA